CACGUCUAGUCAAUGAUACAGACACAGAGCUCAGAGGAGCGCAGUCAGUCUCUCACACUCCUCAUGAGGAAAUCUUGAGUUGAUCAGGAGCUCAUUCAGUUUGGAUCAGUAUUGGACUUUAACGUGUUUGUUUGUCUGAAAAGGAUCUUUGGAGGGCAGGAUGGCAGACGUGUGUGUGAGGUGUGGAAACGGUGAGGAGGGACCGUAAAGAGGCAGAAUAAAACGGAAAUACUGCGACUGAUGCCGCAAAACACAUUGAUCUUUGACCCUGCGAUGCCCACCAAGCCUGUUAAAGACGCCAUGACGAUCCCUGGAACCCCUGAGCGAAUCCUGACCGAGAAAACCAACAACAAUGAUGCUUCUCUACAACCACAGCCACUAGAGACGACAGUCACCAUUCCUCUCGUCAACGAGGUGCAGUUAACGGCGGCCACCGGAGGGGCGGAGCUAUCCUGUUACCGCUGCACUGUGCCAUUUGGCGUGGUGGUUCUGAUCGCGGGCAUUGUGGUGACCGCCGUAGCGUACAGCUUCAACUCUCAUGGUUCAACCAUCUCGUACUUCGGACUGGUGCUGCUCUCGGCUGGACUCGUGCUGCUUGCUCUGAGUGCUGUUUGCUGGAAAGUUCGUAUGGAGAGAAAGAAAGAGCGAAGGAGAGAGAGUCAAACAGCUCUGAUGGCACACCAAAGAAGCAUCUUUGCUUGAGGACGGAGAUCCGAUACCGAAUAUCCAACCAGCGACUCCAUCUCGUCGAAACCUUCGCAAUGGAUGCGUCAAAGCAUUUUUCAGCUCACUGACAGGAAUAUGUGCUGAUGUACAAGAAGGACUGAGGUUAGAUGACCUGUUUGCUUACAAAGAAACUGUUCGGCAACAGGGCCAUGUGCGUGAAGGAAAUCGUACGGUGAAGAAAUUGUAGUUGGAAUCGGCUUCCGAGAACGAAUUGCGACUAUAACGCUGUGAAUUGUAACGCUCUUCGCCAUUACCGUCAUGUUGAGUUAAUGCUGCCAAGAUCAACAGAAAAUGUUCACAGACAUCGCUUUUCAACAAAAUUCCGUUUACCAUGCACCUGCCGGUUUCAUGGGCGGAAAUAACGCAAUGCUAAUUGCAACAAGAAAAUGCCAUCGACUUUUGUGAAUAAGGUGCAAAAUAAUAAGAUGUGUCUGAGCUGAAAAGAACGAGCGUGUUUACAUGCAUACCAAUACGCUGAUAAAUAUCAAAAACCGAUGUUAAACCGUACACAGGCAUGCGUACAACACUUGCACACAUUGGAUAAGCCAGUAAGAAAGCAGGUAAAAGUGUUUACAUGCAACACGAAAUUGGGGUAAUGGGCAAAAAUCUUCAUGUGCUGAUGCUAAAACUGUUCAAGACCUUACAUUUAAAGGUGCUCUCAGUAACAUCAUCUUGGACUUACAGUGACACCUAGUGGUGUGGAUGCAUCAUUCAAAAUCAAUAGUUAUAAGUUCCAGAUGCCAUUGUAGAAAUUAACCAUUCACAAUCAGCCAUGAUUCAUUUAAUCCAAGAGCGAAAGUGUCCAAUAACAAGACGGUUACUGUGAUUAAGCAAGUAAUAUUCAACUGGUCAUGUGAUCCCAAUAUGGCAGCCCCAGUGAGGGCACCCCUGCCCCAUGUAGAAUAAAACAGCUUUUAUAAGGUUACUGAUAUGACUGGAAUCCUCAUCUCAUGUAAGUGGUCAUUAUUUUAUACAUAUGUUUCAAAAUUUUUAAAAUGUUUUUAUUGGGGAAAAAUUACUGAGUGCACCUUUAAACCACUUAAACAGGCUUGAACUAUUUAUGACCAUUUACGACCUGAUAAAUUUAUGGUGUUGGCGUUUACAUGACCACCACGUUGUUGGCUUAUUACGCAUAAUCGGCGUAAGAUCGUACAUUGUGCUUUUAAACUAAAUUUGGUUUACCACUUGCUUUUUUGCGGCCCAUAAUAACACAACAUUCAUUGUACAAGGUAAAUAGCAUGGACUUUUAUGAAUAAGGUGCGCUGAAAAGAAUGUUUACAUGCAUACCAAUAUCCUGCUAACAGAUUAUUGAAAAAUCGGAAAAUCCAAGAAAACCACGUUUACGUGAGAUUUGAAAUGACCUGAUUAUUCUCUGAUUUUGAUGUCAAAACGUAAACAGGAAUGAGUAUAACACUUGCGCACAUUGGAUAAAUUGGAAAGAACGCAGGUAAAGCUGUUUAAACACAAUGCGAAACUGGGGUAAUGGCAAAAUCUAUGUUUUGUUUGAUUGGUUUAUGCUUAAUCUGUUUAUCACUUUACACUUAAACCGCUUAAACGUGCUUAAACCGUUUAAGGGUCAACAGUCCAAGUUGUUUACGUGAUCACACAAAUUGUCGGCUUAUUAAGCAUAGUCAGUGUAAGAAUGUGCAUGUAAAUGUGCUCAAGACUUGAUUUAAAUAAGCUGACAGUGAACGUCUGGUUAAACUGAAUGGUUAGCAAAUAAGGUUUCUGAGCUGAAAUUCAGCAUGCAAAAGUGGCAACUGUUUAGUUAUUUCAGGCCUGAGAGUUUGCAACAGUUCAUCGAAACUAAUGUGUAAAGUAUCGUUCUGGGUCUCAUUGAGACCCACAGCUGUAUGUGUCCAGAUGUUCAGACACAGCUGGGACAACGGUUAUGCUUUACAAAGUCGCUCAAAAGGCUUCUUUCUUUCUUUCUUUCUUUCCUUCUUUUUUUUUUUCUGUUCCCAUUCUCUCUUGAUGUCUUUCACCCGUCAGGCAGAAUGCUUGGUUAGCUGGGAUGCGAGCCAAGGCGAACUUAACAAAAAUUAAGAGCAGUAACUGCUGGGCAAACCCAGAGAGAGGAAGUGCCGUAUUAAUCCCUGGCUGUUUCCUGUCCAUUAGGAUUAAUGGAAAGAUGCAGUCUGAGACAUAAAGGAAAGGGAGGUGAAAAAGAGGAAACGAACAACAAUGAUUUUUCCUCAUUGAGAGUGUAUUUCCCCCGUCUUUACCCAACAUAUGGUACUCAUUUCACUUGUAUUAUGAUAUAUAGGCAACAAAUGGCUGGGAAACCAGAGUUAUAUUUUCAAUUAUUACAUCUAUUUUGCUAUAUUGUACUCCAAAUCAUGAGGACAGACAUACGACAUAAAUAAAGUGUUAAAUGCACUCUUAUUUGAGUUGUGGUGUGUAACUAUGUGAAGUAGUUUAAAGACUAUUAACCAGAUACGUAAUAUGAUAACCAUACUUAAUAUGUAUUAUGUUUUUUUUUUUUUUUUCUGUAAGUAUGAACUUUUGAUCAUUUUAAUGAAAUGCAAACAGUGAAGAAAUAAAUUAUAGAUCUUAAAUGUGAUUUCAGGUGCUUAAUUUCUUUGAUUUUAUUAAAUAAAACAUGUCUUAUUCUUUUAUUAUUUUGAAACCAUAAAUCAAUUUUGUUUGAUUUUGUGUGUGGAAAUGUGAUACCUGUAAAAUGUCAAUAGAACUAUUUUUAAUAAACUUGUGA
This is a messenger RNA of Myxocyprinus asiaticus (Chinese sucker), 3439 nucleotides long. RefSeq names its product transmembrane protein 100-like. Gene Ontology annotation, biological process: cellular response to BMP stimulus. The transcript has 2 exons. Lineage: Eukaryota; Metazoa; Chordata; Actinopteri; Cypriniformes; Catostomidae. The record is from RefSeq and is a predicted model, not a curated record. Bases 241 to 702 code for a protein of 153 amino acids.